CCCAAGUUGGUGAGCAGCCAGACCCAGGUGGGCUCAGUCGGCAGUUUCUCCCACACAGGAGCUGGGGAUGGGGAGGAGAGAGAGGCAGCUGGGAGGAAGAGGACGAGUCGUUGCCAAGAACGGAUGAAGGCAGCAGGGCGCCAGCUGCAGGCCUUCUGCCUGUCACUGGCCCAGAGCAUUUACCAGCCCCUGAGGUGCUUCUUCCAUGAUAUCCUACACACCAAGUACCGUGCAGCCACCGACGUCUACGCGCUCAUGUUCCUGGCUGACGUGGUCGACUUCAUCAUCAUCAUCUUUGGCUUCUGGGCCUUUGGGAAGCACUCGGCAGCCACGGACAUCACAUCCUCCCUGUCAGACGACCAGGUUCCGGAGGCCUUCCUGGUCAUGCUGCUGAUCCAGUUCAGCACCAUGGUGGUUGACCGUGCCCUCUACCUGCGCAAGACAGUGCUGGGCAAGCUGGUCUUCCAGGUGGUGCUGGUGGUGGCCAUCCACCUCUGGAUGUUCUUCAUUUUGCCAGCUGUCACCGAAAGGAUGUUCAGCCAGAAUGCGGUGGCCCAGCUGUGGUACUUCGUGAAGUGCAUCUACUUCGGCCUGUCCGCCUACCAGAUCCGCUGCGGCUACCCAACACGCAUCCUUGGCAACUUCCUCACCAAGAAGUACAACCACCUGAACCUCUUCCUGUUCCAGGGGUUCCGGCUGGUGCCCUUCCUGGUGGAGCUGCGGGCCGUCAUGGACUGGGUGUGGACAGACACCACCCUGUCCCUGUCCAGCUGGAUGUGUGUGGAGGACAUCUACGCCAACAUCUUCAUCAUCAAGUGCAGCCGUGAGACCGAGAAGAAAUACCCACAGCCCAAGGGGCAGAAGAAGAAGAAGAUUGUCAAGUACGGCAUGGGCGGCCUCAUCAUUCUCUUCCUCAUCGCCAUCAUCUGGUUCCCACUGCUCUUCAUGUCCCUGGUCCGCUCCGUGGUUGGUGUUGUCAACCAGCCCAUUGAUGUCACUGUCACUCUCAAGCUGGGUGGCUAUGAGCCCCUGUUCACCAUGAGCGCCCAGCAGCCAUCCAUUGUGCCCUUCACGCCCGAGGCCUACGAGGCGCUGUCCCAGCAGUUCGACCCCUAUCCGCUGGCCAUGCAGUUCAUCAGCCAGUACAGUCCAGAGGACAUUGUCACAGCGCAGAUCGAGGGCAGCUCUGGGGCGCUGUGGCGCAUCAGCCCCCCGAGCCGAGCGCAGAUGAAGCGGGAACUAUACAAUGGCACAGCAGACAUCACCUUGCGCUUCACCUGGAACUUCCAGAGGGACCUGGCCAAGGGCAGCACCGUGGAGUACACCAAUGAGAAACACACACUGGAGCUGGCCCCCAACAGCACAGAGCGGCGGCAGCUGGCCCACCUGCUGGAGGGCACCUCGGACCAGUCUGUCAUUAUCCCCCACCUCUUCCCCAAGUACAUCCGCGCCCCCAACGGGCCUGAGGCCAGCCCCGUGAAGCAGCUGCAGCCCAAUGAGGAGGCUGACUACCUUGGUGUGCGCAUCCAGCUUCGGAGGGAGCAGGUAGGCUCGGGGGCUGCUGGCUUCCUGGAGUGGUGGGUCAUUGAGCUGCAGGACUGCCAGGCCAGCUGCAACCUGCUGCCCAUGGUCAUCUUCAGCGACAAGGUCAGCCCGCCCAGCCUGGGCUUCCUGGCUGGCUACGGCAUCAUGGGGCUGUACGUGUCCAUCGUUUUGGUCAUCGGCAAGUUCGUGCGUGGCUUCUUCAGUGAGAUCUCACACUCCAUCAUGUUUGAGGAGCUGCCCUGUGUGGACCGUAUCCUCAAGCUGUGCCAGGACAUCUUCCUGGUGCGGGAGACGCGGGAGCUAGAGCUGGAGGAGGAGCUGUACGCCAAGCUCAUCUUCUUGUACCGCUCCCCGGAGACCAUGAUCAAGUGGACACGUGAGAAGGAAUAGGAGCCUGGCUCCUCGGCCCCGGGAAUGAAGGAGCUGCCUAUGGGCAGCAUGGCCACCAGUGUAGGUGGCACUCCUCGGGCCAGGGCUGCAGCUGCCACGUGUCCUCCCUGGCUCACCUGAAACCUGAUGCUGCUGUCAGAAGGACACUGUGCUCCCCGUGGCCCUCACACACCCAGUACAGCCAUACUGGGCCUGGAGCCCUGGCCCACCCACCCUUCCUCCACGUACUGUAGAAUUUUCUAAUUAAAACCUUUUUAUUUAUACAAAUGGA
Molecule: messenger RNA, 2206 nt
Organism: Chinchilla lanigera (long-tailed chinchilla)
Lineage: Eukaryota; Metazoa; Chordata; Mammalia; Rodentia; Chinchillidae
Product: piezo-type mechanosensitive ion channel component 1-like
Exons: 12
Biological process (GO): cellular response to mechanical stimulus; detection of mechanical stimulus; regulation of membrane potential
Cellular component (GO): endoplasmic reticulum; plasma membrane
Molecular function (GO): monoatomic cation channel activity; mechanosensitive monoatomic ion channel activity
Source: RefSeq, a predicted model, not a curated record